Passer domesticus (house sparrow) is the source of this 2436-nucleotide messenger RNA. RefSeq names its product protein bassoon-like. Bases 4 to 2142 code for a protein of 712 amino acids. The transcript is spliced from 24 exons. The record is from RefSeq and is a predicted model, not a curated record. Lineage: Eukaryota; Metazoa; Chordata; Aves; Passeriformes; Passeridae.
ACCAUGGCCCUUGCUCUGCGCCUCCUACUCCUGCUCCUCCUGGCCGUGGCCCUGCCUGCCAGGGCUGCCCAGGCUGCUCCGCUGCAAGCGCGGCGAGCAGACUGGAAUCGUGACAUGGGUUUUCAGGAAGUCCUGAUGAAGCAUGGUUUGAAGUUCCUGGAGGAUGCUGGAGCUGAACCUGCUGGUGAAGGCCUCACAUCCAGGACUGAGCCUCUGGGAGAUGCUGAGGGUUUGUCUGCAGGGAGGAGAUUCAUACGUCCUUUGGUGGUUAUUGCCAACAAGACCAGCCCCCAUGGCAGGGUUCCUCCGAAGAGGAAGAUGCAAGACACAACAGAGAAGAUAUCCCUGGAACCAUCCAAAAAGACGAAGCAAGAGCUGAAGGAAAUGCGGCAGGGAGGACAAGAAAUGAAAGGAGAGCCUGUGCAGAAGGAAGCAUUUCCCAGAGGAAGCAGUGGUUCCGUGCCAGCCUCUGCUGAAGGAAGGGAGGCCAUGCCAGGCACAGGAGAUGAGGUGUCUGGGAGGGCUUCUCCAUCAGCUUGGAUGAAUAAAGUUUUGAAGCCCUUGGAGCCUCCUGCAGAUGUGUCUACAGGGAGGACUUCUCCAGCUCCUACUUUGGAUGUUGCAAUUAAGCCCAGCUCCCAUCACAGGAGUAUUCCAACAGGGAAAAUCCAAGAUACAACAGAUAAGAUAUCCCUGGAACCAUCCAAACAGAUAAGGCAAGAGCUGAAGGAAGCCCUGCAGACAAGACAAGAGAUGGACAUAGUGCUUCAGUGGAAGUUGGCAUUUCUUGAAGGAAGCACUCCAUCUUUGGUGCCAGCCCCUGUUGCAGGAAGGAAGGCGAUUCCAGACACGGGCACAGGCACAGCAGACUGGGAGGCUGGGAAGGAUUCUGCAUUAGCCUGGCGCUCUGAAGUUGUGAAGCCGUCUGAGCAUUCUGCAGAUGUGUCUGCAGGGACGACCUCACCAACUCCUACCUUGGAUGCUGCACCAAAGCCCAGCUCCCAUCACAGGGGUCCUACGACAGGAGAGACCAAAGGCAUGGCAGGCAAGAAAUUCCAGGACCCAUUAGAAGUCAUGUGGCAAAUGCUGAAGGAAUGUCUGCAGAGAAAGCAAGAAAUGAAAGGAGAGCCUGUGCAGAAGGAAGCACUUCCAGGAGGAAGCAGUGGUUCUGUGCCAGCCUCUGCUGCAGGAAGGGAGACGAUGCCAGGCACAGGCCCAGGAGAUGAGGUUGCUGGGAAGGCUUCUCCAUCAGCUUGGAUGAAUAAAGUUUUGAAGCCCUUGGAGCCUCCUGCAGAUAUGUCUCCAGGGAGGACUUCUCCAGCUCCUACUUUGGAUGCUGCACUUAAGCCCAGCUCCCAUGGCAGGGGUCCUCCACCAGAAGAGACCAAAGUCAUGGCAGACAAGAAAUUCCAGAACCUAUUUGAAAUCAUGUGGCAAAUGCUGAAGGAAAUGCUGCAGAGAAGACAAGGAGUGGAUUGUGAGCCUGUGCAGAUGGAAGCAUAUGCCGGAGGAAGCAGUGGUUCCGUGCCAGCCUCUGCUGAAGGAAGAGAGGCGAUGCCAGGCACAGGCACAGGAGCUGAACCUGCCGGAGAAGGCCCCACAUCCAGGACUGAGGCUCUGGGAGAUGCUGAGGGUGUGUCUGCAGGGAGGACUUCUCCAGCUCCAGGGCUGGAUGCUUGGCCCCAACCCAGCUCCCAUGGCAGGGGUCCUCCAAAAGGAAAGACCCAAGAUACUACAGCCAAAAUGUCUCAUGAGGCAGAUGAAUUCCUGACACAAACACAGAAGGAAGCACCCGGAGGACAAGUGAUGGACCAAAAGGCUGUGCAGAAGGAGGAACACUCAGGGAGAAGCAGUGGCUCAUUGGCAGCCCCUGCAGCAGAAAGGAAGGCGAUGCCAGACACGGGCACAGGCACAGCAGAUGCAGCCGGCAUCACAAGACCUGUUCCCAAUGCCCAGGAUGGCCUCGGAAGGGGUUUCUGUCAGGGAACAGGCUGCUGGCUAGGGUUACUGGCCGGCGUGCUUUGUUUGGAGCUUGUCUUCAUGUUGUGCUGCUUUGGAAUCGGGUAUUCCUGGAACAGAAAACAGAGCACCUCGGGACAGGAGUUGGAAGACGGUGGCUGCACCUCACACCAGACAGCGUGAGCAGCUCCUCCAGCAGCAGGAACGGCCUGGACAGCCCUCUCAAGUGUUCUGUGAAGAGGACCCCAGAACAACCGUCUAUGAGGAAGCCUCUUAUUGCCCCGUAGAUCCCACUGCCACCUGCUCUCCCCAUGGGCCUCCCCAAGCUGCCUUCAUCCCUUUUUUCUCUCCAUGUGUCCCAUCCCAGCCAACCCGAGUUCCUCUAGAGACCCCAGGACCAGCCCAGCACCUUCCAGCCCCUCCUGAGACCAACACAUCCCUUCCUCUGCCCCUGAGCCCCCUGGCCUUGCCCUCUAA